Messenger RNA from Phialemonium atrogriseum, 1594 nucleotides. RefSeq names its product S-adenosyl-L-methionine-dependent methyltransferase. NCBI's taxonomy places the organism in Eukaryota, Fungi, Ascomycota, Sordariomycetes, Cephalothecales, Cephalothecaceae. Bases 172 to 1299 code for a protein of 375 amino acids. The record is from RefSeq and is a predicted model, not a curated record. Gene Ontology annotation, molecular function: methyltransferase activity. The transcript has 10 exons.
CUGACACUUCCGAUUACUUAUCGUGACCUUACCUUGUUACCAUGUAGGGGCUCAUACCCCGCCCUGCUCGUUCUUUUCUCUUCCUUGUUCUUAGGUCCUCAACUAAAUUCACCGGAACGACAACCUUGUACCUCGAAGCUUCUCACUUGCCCCGCGCCUUAAUUUCUAACUAUGGCAGAAAAGCCUUCCACCAGACCAGCGGUCAGUACCGGUAGUGAGAUCCCGCCGGCUCCAGCCUCGGGCCCCUCGAGCGUGCCAGCCCAAAGCACGAUUGCGACAGGGGCAACCGCUACUAACCCCUCCGCGCCACUGGUUGCCGCUGAACAUCCCGAGGACGACGACGGAAGUGACUCGGUAUUUAGCGGUGAUGCUACUAGCUCUGCAGCCUCUGUGUCCUCGAGCAUUCUCGAGUACCGCACUAUCCAUGGACGUACGUAUCACAGCGAGAGAUAUGACACGCAGUACUUUACGCCCAACGACGACCGGCAAAGUGAAUCCUUGGACAUUGUGCACCACUACCUCACUCUUCUCCUUGAUGGCAAACUACACCUUGCCCCUAUCAAGAAAGAUAUACAGAAAGUGGUCGAUAUAGGCACUGGUGACGGAAUCUGGGCAAUCGAUUUCGGUGACGAGCAUCCUAGUGUCGAAGUGAUAGGCACGGAUCUGUCGCCAAUACAGCCAGUCUGGGUGCCUCCCAACGUCAAAUUCGAGAUCGACGAUGCGACCCAGCGGUGGACCUGGCCAGACAACACGUUCGAUUUUGUACAUAUCCGAUUCCUCACCGGCGCCAUCAAGGACUGGCCAGCGCUGUUCCGCGAGGCCUACCGAUGCUGCAAGCCCGGCGGCUAUGUUGAGUCGGGCGAGUUUGCCCCACGGUACUACUGCGAUGAUGGGACGGCCAAUGACGAGACCAUAGAGUUGUGGAAUUCUGUGUUCGAGGAGGCCGGCAAGAAACUCGGCCAUAGCUUCACUGUGAUCGAGGACAAUAUCCAAGAGACGGGGAUUAGGGCCGCCGGGUUCGAGGAUAUCAACGCGUUUGCUUACAAGGCUCCUGUUGGUGGAUGGACUGCAGAUAAAAAAUUGGCUGAGGUAGGACGCUAUUCACAGCUGGCGCUGGAGAACGACAUGGAAGGCUACACCCUCUUCUUAUGCACGACUGUCUUGGGAUGGUCCAAGGAAGAGUAUCAGCUGUUCUUGAUGAGCAUGCGCAAGAUAUUGCGCAAUACCAGGAACAUCCACACCUACUGCAAGUACAAAUAUGUUUACGGGCGCAAACCAGGAGGUUUGGCCGCAGCCUAAUGGUAGCCUUCGCAUGCUUGCUCAUACCUACCUUUUCGUUUUAUCUUGUUUCUUUGGUUCUUAGUUUUGGCUAUUAGUAAAAAACUGGGUUGUAAAGUUGCCAUCCAUCCAUCCAAAAUGAAAGCAACUGUGAUAGGCAAGGAGCAGAACCACCACAGGGGUUUUGUAGAUCGAGUGCGACGGCGAAAAGCAGCAACAACGGCCGUAUUGAUCAAUAACGGUUUGUUCUAUGAACCGUAGCUAUUCUAAAGGAAGUCACCGAUCUUGAAUGGAAUAGGAAAUUAAUUAAUCGCUG